CCUAGAUUACACCUUCCCUCUCUCCCCUCUCCACCCAAAACUCCUCCAUUAUUACUACUACCAUGCAAGCUCACCCCUCCAAUUUCACCCAUCACAUAAUGCCCUCUAAUCAUGAAGAAUUAGAUGAUGCCUCCACUGUUCUUUCACUAGGCCCUCCUGGCCAACAUCAUCCUCAAAAUCCCCAAAAUCCCAUGAUGAAAACAAGGUUUCAUGAUGUCUUGUUCUCAUCAUCAUCAUCAUCAUCUUUUUCUUCUACCUAUAAUACCCUCAAGGACCAUCAAAGCCUGCAGAACUAUGGAGGAGGAGGAAGAGGGGGAGUCACUGUGGCAUUCCACAUGGGCCCACCUGGGGCUAGCAGCUCUUCUACCAGUUUUAACCCUAGUGGUGGUGACAUGGCAGCAGCAGGGCUUACACUUGGUCAAGGACAUCAGUACUGGAUCCCUACUCCAGCUCAAAUCCUUGUUGGCCCCACCCAAUUCUCCUGCACUGUUUGUCACAAGACAUUCAACCGUUUCAACAACAUGCAGAUGCAUAUGUGGGGCCAUGGAUCCCAGUACCGGAAGGGACCGGAAUCCCUAAAAGGGACAAAGCCAUCAUCAUCAUCAUCAUCAUUAUCUUCAUCCUCCAUGUUAAGGCUACUGCCAUGUUUUUGCUGCGCGGAGGGGUGCAAGAACAACAUCCGCCACGCAAAGGCGAAGCCCCUGAAGGACUUCAGAACGCUGCAAACGCACUACAAGCGGAAGCACGGGGCGAAGCAGUUCGCGUGCCGCAAGUGCGCGAAGGCCUUCGCGGUGCGAGGCGACUGGAAGACGCACGAGAAGAACUGCGGGCGCCUCUGGUUCUGCGUCUGCGGCUCCGACUUCAAGCACAAGAGGUCGCUGAAGGAUCACGUGAGGGCGUUUGGGGAGGGGCAUGCGGCGCAUAGCGAGAGCGCGUUGUUGUGUGGGUAUGGGGAGGAUGAGGAGGAUGAUUGUGAGGAGAGUGAUGUUGCCAUUGAUGAGGAGGAGGAGUAGGGGUCUGCUGCAAGUGCAGGGUUCAAGUACUGAUGAUCGAUGUGUAUAUGCGACAUGUGAAGUGGGAAGGGGGGAAGAGUAGAUGAUAGGAGUGAAAGUUGUAGUUUUUAUGAGUGAGAGAG
Messenger RNA from Ipomoea triloba (trilobed morning glory), 1135 nucleotides. RefSeq names its product zinc finger protein WIP6-like. NCBI's taxonomy places the organism in Eukaryota, Viridiplantae, Streptophyta, Magnoliopsida, Solanales, Convolvulaceae. Gene Ontology annotation, biological process: anatomical structure development; regulation of gene expression. Gene Ontology annotation, cellular component: nucleus. The record is from RefSeq and is a predicted model, not a curated record. The transcript is spliced from 2 exons. Gene Ontology annotation, molecular function: DNA-binding transcription factor activity. Bases 63 to 1013 code for a protein of 316 amino acids.